AUGCCUCCGACAAGCCAGGAUGACCAGAAAGUGGCUCAUGAUGUAGCUGCUUGGAUGUUCAAUAUUGUUACUUCUGUUGGAAUUAUUAUUGUCAAUAAAGCUUUGUUGGCUACAUAUGGUUUUACUUUUGCUACGACAUUAACUGGCCUACACUUUGUUGCAACUACCCUGAUGACUCUGAUUCUUAAGCGGCUUGGAUAUAUCCAGAGUUCUCAACUUCCCUUCUCAGAGCUUCUGAAAUAUGUUUUAUUUGCAAAUUUCUCUAUUGUUGGAAUGAAUGUUAGUUUAAUGUGGAAUUCUGUGGGAUUCUAUCAGAUUGCAAAGCUGAGUAUGAUCCCCGUGUCAUGUUUUCUCGAAAUUGUUUUGGACAACGUGCGAUACUCGAGGGGAACCAAACUAAGCAUUUUAGUUGUUCUACUGGGUGUUGCAAUUUGUACCGUUACUGAUGUGAGUGUUAAUGGCAAAGGUUUUAUUGCUGCCUUCAUAGCAGUUUGGAGCACUUCUCUGCAGCAGUAUUACGUUCAUUUUCUUCAAAGGAAGCAUUCAAUUGGUUCUUUCAACCUAUUAGGGCACACUGCACCCCCUCAAGCUGCAUCUUUGUUGUUAGUAGGGCCCUUUAUGGACUACUGGUUGACAGAUAAGAGGGUUGACAUGUAUAACUAUACUCAUACAUCAAUGCUGUUCAUAAUCUUGUCGUGUACCAUUGCAAUCGGAACCAAUAUAAGCCAAUUCAUCUGCAUCGGCAGAUUCACAGCAGUGUCAUUUCAAGUGCUUGGUCAUAUGAAGACCAUUCUUAUCUUAACAGUAGGAUUUUUGUUCUUCGGAAAAGAGGGACUAAAUCUUCAUGUGGUUUUGGGAAUGAUUGUUGCAGUGAUAGGCAUGAUUUGGUAUGGCCACGUCUCAUCUCUGCCUGGAGGUAAAGAGCGACGCCAAUCUCUGUCCAUCGACAGACCGGAAAAAGAUGACAGGUUACUAAAAUCCAACAACCUUGACGAGGUCUAG
Messenger RNA from Fraxinus pennsylvanica, 1002 nucleotides. Lineage: Eukaryota; Viridiplantae; Streptophyta; Magnoliopsida; Lamiales; Oleaceae. The record is from the annotation of a GenBank genome assembly.